AUGCCAGCAAGCAAGUUCCAGCAUUGGUCUCAAAGGAAAAACCAAACACAAGAUCAUCAUCAUGGUUUCCGCUUGUGUUAUGCCUCUCAACCACAGAUUCAACCUUUUCAUCAGACGUUUGUGUUUGUGGAAGGAUCCUUUGAAUCACAAGAUGAUACUGCAACAACCACUGGCAAGACCUUCUCCAUUUAUGAAAUCUCAGAUUUGAAGAAUAUUCAAUGUAGAGAAAUCUUUAGGGUGGAUGAUCUUUCUGCCUUGUCCGAUAAAAACAAAAAGCCAGCUUCGUUGAGUGAAGUGAAAUUGGAUUGGGAAUCGGAGAUGUGGUCGAGAAAUUCCAACGAGUCGACUACGAAGAAUGAUGAAAAUUCUCCUGCAGAACCAGGAAGAAGAAUGAGAGCCUUGUGUCAUGUUGGAUACUUGACCGCUGCACACUGUACCUGCAAUGAGGAAGCCAUCAUCACUAAUUGGAAUUUGAAGGAAGACAUGUUCAUUCAACACUAUACACGCACCUCGAAUAAUGUUGCUAUGGGAUUUGUGAAUGGAAGAGCUCUCUUCAUGCAGUCUUCUGGUACCUAUACUCUUCCACAGAUCGAAAAAAGACAAAAUGAUUGUAUGCCACCAUUGUUGACUCUUGAAACAGUGGGAAUAUCAGUGUCUUCUUCCUCCUCAGGAAAGGAUCGCUGUAAGAACGCCUUCCUAGUGUUGCCCUGUUCAAACAUUGCAACGAACAAUACUGAAAAUUAUUCCUUUAGUGGAAUUUAUUUUGGCGAUUCAAUUUACAGAUAUUCAUUGAAGCAGAAUGAAUUUGUGACAAGUCAUCCAAUCCCUCUCCUCGAUGAGACACUUUCAAAGAAUUUCAGCUUCUCUGAAGGUCAUUUUGGAAGAUAUCCCAAAUUUGUACCGUUCAUGGAGAAUGAUCAAAGAUUGAGAAGCUUUAUGUUGCAAGAAGGAAAACUUUACGAGUUCCUUUGGAGCGAUUCUGAAUGUACCAGCUUGAAAGUCGUUCAACAUUUGGAAUGGUGGAAUGAUGAUUUUGAGAGUGUGACAAGAAUUGGCAAUGUUGGACUUUUGCUUCGUACCCAUGAAGGUGCCGUGUUUUAUAUUCCUCAAGCACUCGGAAAUAAUGAACCCUUCUCUAAGGCAAAAGGAAAGAUUGGUAUCAUCAACAACCAGUUUAGCGAACUUUUCUGGUGUGAGCAAUCACAAUGCGUGGCCCAAUUUAACAAUGAAACAAAGCGCUUGUUUGAAAAGGUACUCUCUUUGCAAGAUUUAAUGGGAUUGGAAUUCAAGCUUGUCAGUGAUUUAUUCAAUGAGGAGACCUAUUUGAAAGACUUGGAGUUCUCUUGUUAUGACCCUCGAUUACAGGACUCCAAGAGUUUGGAAAUAGUUGAUCCUUCAACACUCUCGCGAGAGAAACAAAGAGUAUCUAUUGCUUAUCAAUGUGUCGAGAAUGGAUAUAAUGACAUGGAAAUUAUUGCAGGAAUAGGGUGUAAAGAAUUUAAAGACAAAUUAGGAGAUGCCAUUAGUGACUCUUAUGUAGAACUUGAACCUGAAGAUUUUGCCUCUUAUCUGGGUGCUCCAAUUAUGCAUACUACAUCUUGGUUUCCUGAUCGCCUAGAGUAUCGUUACUUUAUUUUGGACAUGAAGGAUGGAAGAAAAUCGAGUGGUAUCAUUAACAUUGCAAGUAUAACUCGUGGAUGUUCCUCAUCGACAAGUAUCAAUUUGAAAGAUUUGGUUGAGGAGCGUAACAAAAUGAGAGACGAAGUGGACGGUGCCGAGACCUCAAAAACACAUUCAAGGAAAAGCAGCUUUAUUGGAAUUCUCUCACCCAAAUCUUCAAAUCAAUCAAGAUCAAAAGAAGAAACUGCUUCAUCAUUGGUGUCACAAUCACUCUCACAAAAAAAACCUAAGAUCUUUGAAAAACUUGCUCUUGAACAAUUAUUCCAGGUAGAGAGCACCCAAAUUCGUGUUUGUGAUCCCUUCUCCGAAAGAGGUGGCGUGAUUAUUGAAAAUGUAAAACCUGGUUUAUGGAAAUGGGUUCAAUACGGUUGUGACUCGAAAAUUUUUGACGGUAGAGGUAAUGUGGCUCAAUUACUUGCCUUUCACGGUGAUUACAAAUACCUGUUGCAAGAUCCUAAAAUUUGGAUCGUUCCUGAGGGCACUUAUCAACCAAAUGAUCGCUCUCGAAAAAUUGAAAAGAAUGAGUUCCACGAAAAGGAAUUGGAAGGUGGAUGGUAUGUCAUGAAGCUUGGAGUUGGAGUUGAUGUGGCUAUGGCAGGAAUUUAUGAUCAAAAGUAUUUCAAUGAUGCAUCCGUUCUAGAGCUCGAGAAGAAGCAAAAUCGAUCUGCUAUUGACCUUAAUUUCAAAUUCAGUUUUUUCUCGGAAUGGCAAGAAUAUGUGAAUAAGGUUAUGGAGCAACGAAACUACCCAAACAGCAUUCCAGUGCCAUACGGAAUCAUUUCAUCUAGUGGUUACGGUGACGGAUGUUAUGCAUGUUUGUUUAAAAAGAGUGAAGAUCAAGUGGUUGCUGUGAAAUUGGUAUUCGUGAACGAAACUAAUUAA
This is a messenger RNA of Naegleria fowleri, 2562 nucleotides long. RefSeq lists its product as uncharacterized. Bases 1 to 2562 code for a protein of 853 amino acids. Lineage: Eukaryota; Heterolobosea; Eutetramitea; Acrasida; Naegleriidae. The record is from RefSeq and is a predicted model, not a curated record. The transcript has 2 exons.